Molecule: messenger RNA, 748 nt
Organism: Camelina sativa (false flax)
Lineage: Eukaryota; Viridiplantae; Streptophyta; Magnoliopsida; Brassicales; Brassicaceae
Source: RefSeq, a predicted model, not a curated record
AGAGGAAUCCCUAAAGUAAAAGAAAAAUGGAAUCCACUGAAACGGUUCUUUGCACGUUGCUUGCCGUCGACCUAACUGACUAUUGCUACAGAGUUUGUUCUCGCUGCCAAAGAGUCCUUCCCUCAGACAACAAUGGCGUUACCUCUUCUUCAUUAUGCAAAUUCUGCAAAUCAAAAGAACCCAAAUUGCUCUAUCGGAUCCUCAUGUCUAUAGCAACAGAUACAUCAGUGAAAACUGUGAUCUGUUUUGAUAGAGCUGCCACUGUUCUCUUUGGUUGUUCAGCAGAUGAGUUCUUCCACUUCACCAAGCUCAAUCCUUUAACCGCAUCAAUGGUGAAUCAAGUCUUUGAUGGAGAAAUGCUAAGGAUGACAUUGACCCGGCCUCACAACCCAAACGCUCAACACAUGAGAGUUGCUUCAAUCGUUCCUCUAAGAUCAGGAUUUCAGCCUGCAAUUGUAACCUUGAGAGAGAUUUGCACAAUGAAUGCUUCUUCAGGGAGUUGCUCAACAACAAAUCACAAUCUCUAGUGUUGGAGUAAAACAUAAAUGCUACAAUCACAAACAAGUUGUUUGAUCUCAAAUACUCUCAUUCGUUGCUAAGUCCAUCAUUUGAAGAACUAGUUGUUUUGUGAGAAGAUGACUUAAGUUGUGGAUUUGGUUAUCUUUGGGAAACUUUGAUCAAGUCUCACCUAGGUUCAUAGAAUAUUUCUUAACAACAAAUUUUGGUAGGCUUUAAUGUUUGAUUCACU